Molecule: messenger RNA, 1653 nt
Organism: Habropoda laboriosa
Lineage: Eukaryota; Metazoa; Arthropoda; Insecta; Hymenoptera; Apidae
Gene: TfAP-2
Product: transcription factor AP-2-epsilon
Exons: 11
Coding region: 1-1536 (511 amino acids)
Biological process (GO): anatomical structure development; regulation of transcription by RNA polymerase II; regulation of cell population proliferation
Cellular component (GO): nucleus
Molecular function (GO): RNA polymerase II transcription regulatory region sequence-specific DNA binding; DNA-binding transcription factor activity, RNA polymerase II-specific
Source: RefSeq, a predicted model, not a curated record
AUGCCGGUGGUGGUGGUUCUCGGUGGUGGUAGUGGUGGUGGUGGUGCAGCAGCAGCUGCCUCCGACGACGACGCCCGUGUCGCCUGGUGGUGUGACUACGACGGAUCUAGCAGCGGAACCGGCAAACUGGAGAUCCUAGGGAUGUUUCCGCCGCGAACGGAAGCGCCGACAGCGGACAAGCUGGCGCUCUGUUACGCGCCACACGUUGACAUGACCACCGUGAUCGAGGUCGAGGACCGUUUAACUGGUCACGGGGGUAUUUCCUCGCUGGGCGGUGGAAAUUCCUCGCCGUAUUCCGGCGCCCAUCACCACGGUCACAGAGGCAAUGGAAACGGCAGCGGGAUGCCCCAUCACGGGGGCGCGUCGUUGCCCACCGCCUCCGACUUUCAACCCCCUUAUUUCCCGCCCCCGUUCCCCUCUCACCACCACGCGCCGGCGAGUCCUCAGCAUCCGGGUCUUGGCCAGCCGCAACAUCUCGAUUACCUCGUCGGCGAUCCGUACACGCAGACGCUCAACACGUUACAUCAACAUCACUAUAAUCACUUGAGCGCCGCUGUCACAGCUGGUCAGAGGAGUGGUGAUCUUAGGAGGGACUCAGAGGGCAUCCAUGUGACGAAUAUGCACGCGACGUUUCCCCGUCCUGACGCCCUCCUGCCACCCCCAGGCCUCGACCAAACCGACCUCGUUCUCCACAGCAGCCUCGUAGACGACCCCCAGAACACAAAUGUAGACGAUGGAGGGUUCAUGAACGACCUGCCUCUCCUGAAAAACAUAAAACCAUCGGACAGGAGCGAGAAAGCGAUGCUGAGUGGGAACGCGCAACCUUCGGACGUGUUCUGUUCGGUUCCAGGACGAUUAUCGUUACUAAGCAGCACCAGCAAGUACAAAGUUACGGUAGCCGAGGUACAAAGACGACUAUCGCCACCGGAAUGCUUAAACGCGAGCCUCCUCGGCGGAGUCUUACGGAGAGCGAAGUCCAAAAACGGCGGACGUCUGCUUAGGGAAAAGUUGGAGAAAAUUGGACUAAACUUGCCAGCGGGAAGAAGGAAGGCCGCCAAUGUGACGCUCUUAACAUCCCUAGUGGAAGGAGAAGCCAUUCACCUUGCCAGAGACUUCGGCUACGUUUGCGAAACCGAAUUCCCUGCGAAACAAGUUGCCGAAUACCUCAGUCGGCAGCAUUGUGAACCGCAAGAUUCCUACAGGAGAAAAGAACUUCUUCAUGCCACCAAACAAAUCACCAAAGAGCUGAUGGAUCUUCUGAAUCAAGACAGAUCGCCAUUGUGCAACACGCGGCCACAACACAUACUCGAUCCAAGCAUACAGAGACACCUAACACAUUUCUCUCUCAUAUCACACGGAUUCGGAAGUCCUGCAAUCGUAGCCGCUCUUACAGCAAUACAGAAGUUCCUAAGCGAGUCCUUGAAUCACCUUGAGAAGAUGUACCCAGGCAACGGGAGCGGCGUGACAAGUAGUCAGCAGUCAAGCCUCGACACGAAGAGCAAGGAUGGUACGUUGAUGAACGACAUGAAGAAGUGACGCCCGGAGGACCCGCCUACCUCGAACGUGGUCACUUCAAUCAGGCACUCCUGGCCGUACAACUGAGCUUUCGCGAGCUUUUUCUAAUCGCGAACAGCUUCUGGUGGACCACUGAAA